AUGAUGAGGACCGGACCGAGCGGGUCAGGGCCGGCCGCACCGAAUGGGAGACCCCUGCCUGGAGCUGGGCGGCUGCAGAGGAGCACCCCUGCACCCCGGGGGCCCAGGCCUCUCCCCUCCCACAGGAAGCUCGUUCUCCAGCCCCCACUAAGGCCCUUCCUCGUCCUGGUGCUGCUGGUUUCCAUCAAGCAAGUUACAGGUACUCUUCUGGAAGAGACAACUCAGAAGUGGGCUCAGUACAAAGAGAAGUGUCUAAAAGAUUUACUCCAGGAGCCUCCUGGUUUGUUUUGUCAUGGGACAUUUGAUAGGUAUGCAUGCUGGCCUCAUUCUUCUCCAGGAAAUGUCUCUGUUCCCUGUCCUUCAUAUUUACCUUGGUGGCGUGAAGAGAGCUCGGGAAGGGUCCACAGACGCUGCUUGGCUCAGGGCAUUUGGCAGACGCAGGAGAACUCCACAAAUGUUUGGCAGGAUGAGUCGGAAUGUGCCGAGGAUUCCAGCUUCAAGAAUACUGUGGAACAUCGGGCAUUGCUGUCGAGCUUGCAGCUGAUGUACACCGUGGGAUACUCCCUCUCCUUCAUCUCCCUCUUCCUGGCUCUAGCCCUCCUCCUGUGCCUUCGAAAGCUCCAUUGCACACGCAACUACAUCCACAUGAACUUGUUUGCUUCUUUCAUCCUGAGAGCCCUGGCUGUGCUGGUGAAGGACGUCAUCACCUACAACUCCUAUGCCCAGAAACCUGACAGUGUGAGCGACUGGCUGUCCUACAUACCACAGGUGUCCAGCUCCUGUCGCUCGGCCCAGAUUCUCCUGCACUACUUCGUGGGUGCCAAUUACUCAUGGCUGCUGGUCGAAGGCCUUUACCUCCACGCACUGCUGGGGCCCUCACUGCUUUUUGAAAGACGGCUGUGGCCAAGUUAUCUGUUGGUGGGUUGGGGAUUCCCAGUACUAUAUGUUGUUCCUUGGAGUAUUGUCCGUGCUCACCUGGAGAACAAAGGGUGCUGGGGGACCAAUGAGAACAAGAAAAUCUGGUGGAUCAUCCGAGGACCCAUGCUGCUUUGUGUAACAGUCAAUUUCUUCAUUUUCCUGAAGAUUCUCAAGCUUCUAAUUUCUAAGCUCAAGGCCCAUCAAAUGUGUUUCCGACAUUAUAAAUACAGAUUGGCGAAAUCCACGCUGGUCCUCAUUCCUUUACUGGGUGUUCACGAGAUCCUCUUCUCCUUCAUCACUGACGAUCAGGUUGAAGGGUUUGCAAGGCUCAUUCGACUCUUCGUCCAGUUGGCCCUGAGCUCCUUCCACGGACUCCUUGUGGCCUUCCUGUACUGCUUUGCCAAUGGAGAGGUGAAGUCUGAGCUGAGGAAGCACUGGGCCCGCUUCCUGCUUGCCCACCUGUCAGGCUGCAGAGCCUGGUUCCUGGGGAAGAACUUCAGGUUCCUGGGGAAAUGUCCCAAGAAUUUCCCAGAGGACAACAGCACCAGGAUGAUGCAGAAGCUGCAGCUCUCACCUGGCAGCGGAGGAAAGCUCCUGCACCUGGCUGCAUGGGGCCUGGGCAAGGUGGGCACUCGGCCCCAUGGAAACCGUGCUCCCUGGCCCCGGGGCAGCAACCUUUCUGAGAGCAGUGAUGGAGACUUCACCCCUGCCAACACUGUGGAGGAGAUUCUGGAGGAGAGUGAAAUCUAG
This is a messenger RNA of Elephantulus edwardii (Cape elephant shrew), 1668 nucleotides long. RefSeq names its product glucagon-like peptide 2 receptor (gene GLP2R). The transcript has 13 exons. The record is from RefSeq and is a predicted model, not a curated record. Gene Ontology annotation, biological process: adenylate cyclase-modulating G protein-coupled receptor signaling pathway; cell surface receptor signaling pathway. Bases 1 to 1668 code for a protein of 555 amino acids. Gene Ontology annotation, cellular component: plasma membrane. Lineage: Eukaryota; Metazoa; Chordata; Mammalia; Macroscelidea; Macroscelididae. Gene Ontology annotation, molecular function: glucagon receptor activity; peptide hormone binding.